Messenger RNA from Symbiodinium sp. CCMP2592, 1125 nucleotides. The record is from the annotation of a GenBank genome assembly. NCBI's taxonomy places the organism in Eukaryota, Dinophyceae, Suessiales, Symbiodiniaceae.
AUGGCAGCGGACUUGCCCACAUGUGAAGGAGGCGUCGAUGGCAGUGAUGGGGCUCCCAACCGAGAGGAGCCCCGAGAGCGACGGAUGCACUCCAUGCCGUCGCUGAGGCUCACGCGCAGCGAGGCGGUGCUGCCUCGCCGCGCUGCUUCGAAGCCACCUCAUGGCAAAGAGCAGGGGCUGCGGGGGCGCUGGGGCACGGCAGUCGCCCCAACACUCACGUGGCCCCGUUCCGAGAAGGUGGAUCCGUCGAAGCGCAGCCCAUCUCCCUUCGCCGCGCCAAGGCCCCGGCGAAGACGAAGCAGUGGGCGCAGCGGCUCCGAGGCCUCCUUGACGCCCAGCGAGGAAGUCCCUGGUCUCCAGGAUGCCUUCUUGAGGAUUUGCUCCUCGAGUCGCAUGGACAGCCGCCAGUUCGACAAGUUUUGCCGCGAGGCAGGUUACAUCGAUGCCAAGUUCACCACAGCGGAUGCGGAUCUGCUGUUUACAACCAUUACGGCUCGGGGCCCACGGCGACUGAGCUCCGGACAGUUCGAGGCGGCCUUGAGGCUCCUCGCAGAUCGAAAGCGCUUGUCCUUGGACUCUGUGUUCUCCAAGGUCAAGAAGAUGGCUGCACAGACCAGCGAGGGCUCUGUGGAGCGACGACAGGAGCUUGCAGGCGUCACUACUCUGCCAGAAGCUGUGCCACGCAGCCGUGCGCAAAGUUCGCCUCCCGGCGAUUCUCGGGGACCUGCUUCCCGCGAGGGCUGGUUCUACCCGCUGGACAACGGAUACCUCCCUGGUGUCAAACGACACAGCCUUGGAGUUGAUAAGGCGGAGCGAGAGCUGCUGCUCGACAGCUUCGUCAACUUCUGCUGGGGGAAGCCGGACAUGAGCAAUCGGGACUUCUUGCGCUUGUGCCGCGACUGCCGGCUUCUGAGCAGCAGGCGACAUGCCAAGUUCGGCUGGGCCUGGACAGUUUUCUGCACACAGACAGAGUGGGGCUCAGACAUCGACCUCACGCUUGACGUUUUGCGAUUAUGGAAGCCUCAGAUGACCUCAGAUGUACUCGCUGGUGGUGCGCAAGUGUUUGCCAGGUUUACAGCGUUGGACGCCGAUCUCCUUUUUGUGAAGGCCGGGUUGAGCUUAUAG